AUGGCUACAGGAACUAUUGGCUCACUAGCAGCAUUUGAUGCAAAAGUUCAAACAUGGGAAGAGUAUUCGGAAAUAGUGGAGCAAUUUUUCGUGGCUAAUGGAAUCGAAGAUGAGGGUAAGCAAAGAGCUAUUCUCAUAAGUGUUGUGGGACCACAAACGUACAGUGUGAUGCGAAAUCUUCUGAGCCCUACGAAACCAAGUGAAAAGACUUAUCAGCCACUGAUAACGAUGUUAAAAAAUCAUUUCAAUCCUAAGCCAAGUGAGAUUGUACAGAGAUUUAAAUUUGAUUCAAGAACGAAGAAGCCGACAGAGACUGUGACAGAGUAUGUAGCUGAGUUGCGUUGUUUAGCACAAGAUUGUAAUUACGGAGCAACUUUAGAUCAAAUGCUGAGGGAUCGUCUUGUUUGUGGCAUAGAUGAUGAUCGGAUUCAGAGACGGUUGCUUUCAGAAGCAAAUCUGACAUUUGAGACUGCUUUUAAAAUUGCAGUAGCUACUGAAGCCGCAAGCAAAAAUGUGCUCGAUUUACAAAAUAAAUCCGGGGUACAGGCAUGUUACAGCAUCAUGUUUAAAGAAAGGAAACCGGAUCACUGGAAAAGAGGGGAAUCUGGUGAACAAAAAGAAAGUAGAGAGUGUCACAGAUGCUGCGGAAAAAACCACAAAGCUAACGAAUGUAGAUUUAAGAAUGAUAAAUGUUACGUGUGCAGGAAAAUUGGACAUAUCGCCAGAGCCUGUCGCAACAAAAGCCAACAGAGUGGACACGCGACAACGGAAAAAGGGGGAAAAGGUGUGCGUCCGUAUCGGGCAUUCAAUACUGGUAAACUUUGA
Molecule: messenger RNA, 825 nt
Organism: Carassius gibelio (silver crucian carp)
Lineage: Eukaryota; Metazoa; Chordata; Actinopteri; Cypriniformes; Cyprinidae
Exons: 2
Coding region: 1-825 (274 amino acids)
Molecular function (GO): zinc ion binding; nucleic acid binding
Source: RefSeq, a predicted model, not a curated record